AUGAAAUGUGAACGAGGGGAAAUUGCUCCUCGAUACAAAAAAUUGCUCGAUUCCAAAGAAUAUAACAUGCAAGAGCUAUUUCAACUUAUACAACAACCCGAAUACCGAACUCGUCACGCACACUUGCUUGGGAUAUUCCACGAGUAUGGUAUCGGGACGCGGAUUGAUUACACGAAAGCGUACGAGAAUUAUAAGAUUGCGGCGGAUAAUCACGAUAUUCCGUCGUUCGUUUCCUUGGGAAAUUUAUAUAGUGAGGGACUGGGUGUGGAAUUGAAUAUUGCGGCGACAGUAGAGUGGUACCGAAAGGCGGCGGAUCAAGGGUGUGUAAGGGGUCAAAAUAAUCUUGGAUGGUGUUAUGGAACCGGGUUUGGAGUGGAGCAAAACGAGACGAAAGCUUUCGAGUGGUAUAAAAAGGCUGCGACUAAUGGAAAUCCGCUAGGGCAAGUUGCAGUGCGAAUUCAAUACGAGCAUGGCAUCACUAUUGAAGAGAACAUGGAUGAAGCCUUUCUAUGGUACAAUAAAUCAGCAUUGGCAGGUGCCGUUUGUGGAUAUGCCAAUUUAGCUGACUGUUAUGCAUUCGGAAAGGGAACAAAGAAAGACGAAAAGAGAGCAUUUCAACUAUACAAAUUGGCAACGGAAGGCGGUGAUAUUGACGCACUCUACAAACUUGGCAAUUGUUACAUGAGCGGCUUCGGCUGUGAACGGGAUCCUCAGAAAGGCAUCGAACUCUACGAACGAGGCGCCAAGCAGGGUAACAACGAUGCAAUAUUCAAACUCGGACAUUAUCACAUGUCCGGCGAAGGAUUCCCAAAGAACGAUCGAAAGGGUCGAUUGUUUUUUGAACGUGCCUCUAAUAAUGGACACUCCCAUGCAACGUAUUCUCUCGGACUCUGUUAUCGAUACGGAACAGGUGUGGUCCAGGAUAUGCAUUAUGCGCUGAAGUUGUUUUCGAGAUUAGAUAGCGAUGAAGUGAUGGAAGAAUUACUUGACGCAUUUAGAAUAUGA
This is a messenger RNA of Ambispora leptoticha, 1005 nucleotides long. Lineage: Eukaryota; Fungi; Glomeromycota; Glomeromycetes; Archaeosporales; Ambisporaceae. The record is from the annotation of a GenBank genome assembly.